Messenger RNA from Monodelphis domestica (gray short-tailed opossum), 939 nucleotides. RefSeq names its product olfactory receptor 52P1-like. NCBI's taxonomy places the organism in Eukaryota, Metazoa, Chordata, Mammalia, Didelphimorphia, Didelphidae. Gene Ontology annotation, biological process: G protein-coupled receptor signaling pathway. Gene Ontology annotation, cellular component: plasma membrane. The record is from RefSeq and is a predicted model, not a curated record. Gene Ontology annotation, molecular function: olfactory receptor activity; G protein-coupled receptor activity.
AUGUCUCCCACAAAUGUUUCACAUUUCUCUGCAUUCUACCUGGUGGGCAUCCCAGGCCUAGAGUAUUUACACACCUGGAUUGGGAUUCCCUUCUGCUCCCUCUAUGUGGUGGCUGUGGUGGGGAAUGUGACAAUUGUAUCUGUGGUGCGGGCAGAGAGAAGCCUACAUGAGCCCAUGUUCUUAUUCUUGUGUAUGCUUUCUGUUACUGACCUGGUCCUCUCCACCUCCACUCUGCCCCGAAUGCUCUGUCUCUUCUGGCUUGGAUCCCAUCAAAUUGCCUUUGAUGCCUGUCUAACUCAGAUGUUCUUUAUCCAUAGCUUCACAGCCAUGGAAUCUGGAUUCUUCUUGGCCAUGGCUUUUGACCGUUAUGUGGCCAUUUGUGAGCCAUUGCGCCAUGCAACCAUUCUUACCAAUUCCCGAAUAGCUAAGAUUGGUGGGGCUGUGGUUCUUCGGGGUAUGGCCUUCUUCUCUCCACAUCCUAUCUUACUCAAGCAAUUGCCCUACUGUAGAUCUCACAGGAUUGCCCAUACUUACUGUGAGUUCAUGGCGGUGGUGAAAUUGGCAUGUGUAGACACAGGUUCUACAAAGCGCUAUAGUUUAAGUGUAGCCUCUGUAAUUGGCUCCUGUGAUGGCUUCUUCAUUGCUAUCUCCUAUGUCUUGAUCCUCCGUGCCGUCUUUCGCCUUCCAUCCCGUGAGGCUAGCCUUAAGGCCUUGGGCACAUGUGGCUCCCAUGUCUGUGUGAUUCUUGUCUUUUAUUCUACAGCUGUCUUCACAUUUCUAACUCACCGUUUUGGCCAUAAUGUACCACCUCAGGUUCACAUUUUCAUUGCCAACAUGUACUUGUUGGUUCCUCCCUUUCUCAACCCCAUUGUAUAUGGUGUCAGAACCAAGAAGAUCAGAGAUUAUGUUCUUGGGGCAUUGAGGGUCAAGGUUAUUUGA